GCAUGCACACCGUCUACAGCACAGGUGUGUGUGUGUGUGUGUGUGUGUGUGUGUGUGUGUGUGUGUGUGUGUGUGUGAUCAGCUCAGGUGAAACUGACACACCUUCAGCGGUCUGCAGGAUUUUUGUUGUGGGUGCGGCUGCAUUAGUGUGAUUCAGAUGCAUGGAUUGCGUUUCCUCCACCCAGCACUGAUCCGAAUGACAGCAGGUUGUACUGUGAGGACGUGCGGUGACUGACAGCGUGAGAGGAUCACUCACUUCAGACACAUACAGACAUCUCUCCAACAGCACCAUGGAUUUCUCUUCUCAUGUUUCUUCUCUGGAGAAGAGGAACGGUUCUGAGCUCUGUCUGGUUUUGGUGGGCAGCAUCAGCUGUGGAAAGACCCUCACAGCAGACACGCUGUUGGGUCAGAGUUCAACUCAGAGACCCUCAGGUUCUUCACGCGAGUGUCAGGUACGGCGAGGGCUGUCCGAAGGCCGGCGUUUGAGCGUGGUGGAGACCCCUCGCUGGUACUGGAGAGGCGGGCAGGUGGAGGACGACAUUCGGGCGGAGACACGACGGGCCCUCGACCCGAGCAUCCCGGGGCCCCGCGUCUUCCUCAUACUGAUUCCAGUCAACGAGUUUACCGAGAUGGAGCAGCGGAUUCCGGAUCAGCUGGAGCAAAUAUUCGGCCCGUCGGUGCUGAGUCACACGCUGGUGCUGCUCACCUGUGGAGAUUACCUGGCGAGUCGCGGUCUGGAGCAGUACCUGAGUCGGGAGGCGGCGCUUCGGGAGGUGGUGAGGAGGUGUGGCGGCCGCUGUCGUGUGAUCAAUAACCGCAAACCUCAGGACAGGCAGCAGGUUGUCACGCUUCUGGAGGAGGUGGAGCAGAUGAUCCUGAUGAAUGAAGGAUUCAAAGAGAUUCAGGAGCCUGUAAGAGAUCAAAUGGUGGAGAAAAGCUGGAGAGGAUUCACAGAUCAACGGACACAAAUCAGUAGAGAGGAAACAGAAACCGAUGCCAUGAUUGAGACUCGAUUGGUCAACGGACUUUACUCACAACAACGACAAUAUGAGUUUGAGGAAACAAACUUCAAGCAUUCACCACUGGAGAGAAGCUCAAGUUUCAAACUCACCAAAGAGGGCGCCAUUCUCAGUAACAUGCUGGAGGUGUCAGAUGAUCAAAACAAUCAGAGCUACGUCAACACCAUUCAUCACAGUAUUGGGAAGGUUUUGGAUGGCAGUGAAACAAUCUCAUCUACGUCAACAUCAACCUGGUCCUCCUCUGAUCUUCUGAACGAUUCUUCACUCCCUGAGCUGAGGAUAGUCCUGUUGGGUCGGCGCGGUUCUGGGAAGAGUGAGGCCGGGAACCUCAUUCUGGGCUGCGAGGUCUUCGACGCAGACGAAGUCACGCCGACCUCUCAGCAGUGCGUGAAAAGUCGAGCUGUUGUGCAGGACCAUCAGGUGUCUGUGGUCCACACGCCAGACUGGUUCGAUUCAGAGAGAUCUCCUGAGGAGGUGAAAAGCCAGAUCUCUUGCGUGGCUCUGUGUGCCCCGGGCCCUCACGUGUUCCUGCUGUGCAUCCCCGUCAACCGACCCGGACACUCCGAGCUGCCGGCCCUGCGUGCGCUAGAGGAAGUUUUCGGCCCUGACGCCAUUCGUCGGCACACCGUCGUCCUCUUUACACGCUCCGAACUGCUGCAGGGAGUCUCGGGUGUAGAAGGGGUGGAGGGGUACAUCGCCUCCAAGCAGCCAGAGAUGCUGGAGCUCGUGCAGAAAUGCGGGGACCGCUACCAUGUGCUGCAGCGAGGGGACAGGGGCGGCUUGACGGAGCUGCUGGACAAAGUUCGACAAACAGUGAGAGAGAGCGGAGGCGAUUACUACAGCUGCUCGCUGUACCCUGAGGCCGGCAGCCACGUCCAGCGGAGACAGGAGGAGAUCUCUGCCACUUGGAGGGAGAGACAGCGAGACAAAGAAGACAGGAAGAACUCGACUUUUUCUCUGCACGCUCUGAAUGAGGAAGAGGAGGAGGAGCAGCAGCUUGUGGCCGGAGCAGAGAAAAAUGUUCGUCUGGACUCCGCGGCGCUCCUCUCCUCUUGCGGAAAACCUCCUUCAGUGCUCCGUUCCAUCAUGGGGGCGGCGGGUUCGGGUGCGAAGCGUGUGCCGAAGGAGCUUGCUGUGGGAGCUCUGGUGGGAGCGGCGCUGGGUGUGUUUCUCGCAGGAAUUGUAGGAGGCGCUGUGGGAGCAGCGCUGGGUUCUGUAGUCAGCGAGAUCGGAAGGCGGAAAUACGGUAAACAUAAAAUAGAGUAAAAGAUAUUGGGUGAAGCAUGAACUGGGUGCUGAUGGUUUUGUGAACCAUCUGUGGAUGUCUGGAUAGAGAUUCGCUCUCUGAAAUAACUGUGAACUUUUUAGGUCUGGAUGUUCAUCAUGUAUGAAUCAUGUAUGAUAUAAACAGUGUGUACAGAGGAAAAACUAUACAUUGUAUUUAUCUUAUUGGUCUUGAUAAACUCGAGACAAACAGCCGAAAUGAACUGAUCAACCGUGACAUGCAUUUAAAACAUCACACCUAAGUGUUUCAUGCUGCAAUAAAAUUGUGAUGUUAAAAAGCUGUGGUUUCUAUAAUGAUUCACACAGAUAAUGGGCUUCAUUUAUAAAAUGCAGCGUAGAAAACAUCCUAAAUUUGAUCUUACGAUCAUGUCUCAAAAGUGCGUACGUUUGUUCAUAAAACAAACCUGUGCACAAUAAAUGCGCAUAUAGAUGUGAAAUCUAUAAAUAAAAAUGAUCUUAAACUUGUGCGCAGCUAAGCAGUUUCAGAUUUCCGCCUUUAAACGAUGCCCAAUCAAUGUCGUCAACAUAUAAAGAGCGCCUGUCAAAGUUCAAAUCCUUUUCCAGCAGCAAGAUUUCCAAAAACCUGCAGCAAUCGGACAAGAAAAAGUCUGUAUGUAUGUCUGGACCCUGACGUGGUGCCAAGCACUUCAUCACGUCGAAGACAGUUUUUAUAAAUGUGGACUUUGCUCUGGAUUUCUGCGUACGCGCGCUUUACCAUCAAAUCUGUGUGUACGCACGCUUUAUAAAUGAGGCCCCAGAUGUGACGCUAACCACAUCAAAGAAUUUUUUGAAAUCCAAAGAGGAUUUUUGCGUACGCACAGAUUUGAUCGUACAGUGUCCAUACGCAAAAAUCCAUGGCCAAAUCUUUAUACGCUUUAUAAAUGAGGCCCAUUGUGUCUGUAAUAUGUGAACAUCUAUUUUAAACUUUUGACACUUGUAUAAUCAUGUUUUCUUCUAACAGCUUUAAUUAAAAAUGUAUUAACCACAAAAUAUGUUUUAAUGUUUCAAUUCAUUUUAUGAUACAAAUACAACAUCUGAUCAACUUUUGUCCACUAGUUGAAUUAAAGGCACUGUCGUGUAUUGCCAAGUAAGUUAAUGUGCGUUUACAAGAAAAUUGUCUUUAUGUAUUGAGGUGCAUAACAAUGACAGUAAAGUUAAAUCAGGU
Molecule: messenger RNA, 3468 nt
Organism: Misgurnus anguillicaudatus (oriental weatherfish)
Lineage: Eukaryota; Metazoa; Chordata; Actinopteri; Cypriniformes; Cobitidae
Product: GTPase IMAP family member 8
Molecular function (GO): GTP binding
Source: RefSeq, a predicted model, not a curated record